AUGACUACGGCUGACGAAUUUAAAGCACAAGGAAAUAAUGCGUUUCGUGCACAAGAUUUUGAAAAAGCUAUAGACCUAUUUAGCAAGGCAAUAGAUGUUUCUGAAAAGCCUAAUCAUGUUUUAUACUCGAACAGAUCUGCUUGCUAUACGUCGUUGCAUAAAUAUGAUAAUGCGUUGAAGGAUGCUCAGAAAUGUGUUGAGAUUAAUCCAACUUGGGCUAAAGGCUACAAUCGUAUUGCUGCUGCAUAUUACGGCGAGGGUCGGUUUGAUGAAGCUCAAAAGCAGUACCAGAAGGCAUUGGAAAUUGAUCCUUCAAAUAAAAUGGCCAAGACAGGAAUUGAAGAUAUUUCAAAGGCUAAGAGUGCCAGUGCAAAUCCAGGCAUUGGAUUAGGUCAAAUGUUUAGCGAUCCACAUCUCAUAGAAAAGUUAAAGGCUAAUCCAAAAACUGCCGAAUAUAUGAAGGAUCCAAUACUCGUUGAAAAGGUUCAAAAGUUGCAAAAGGAUCCAAGUUCAGUUUCCAAAGAUCUCUUCUCAGACCCAAGACUUAUGUCAGUUGUUGCCGUGAUUUUAGGUAUUGAUUUGAAGGCUGGUCCCGGAGGACCUUCGGCUGCUCAGACUUCAGCUCCUGUGCAGUCUACAUUCAAAGAAACUCCAAAGGAUGAGAAGCCAGAACCAAAGAAAGAGGAGAAAGAGCAAGAAAAAAGUUCGGAUGUGCCCCCUGAGAAGGAGCAGGCAGAUAAACUUAAAAAAGAAGGAAACGAUCUGUACAAAGCUCAUAAAUUUGACGAAGCUAUCGGAAAAUACAACCAAGCAUGGGAAACUUAUAAGGAUGUUACUUAUUUGAACAAUCGUGCUGCUGCUGAGUUUGAAAACGAGGAUUAUGAUACAGCAAUUAAGACAUGUACCGAGGCAGUCGAAGAGGGCCGAGCAGCACAUACAGACUAUAAGAUUAUUGCUAAGUCUUUCGCGCGUGUUGGAAAUUGCUAUGUCAAAAAGGAUGAUUUACCUAAGGCUAUCGAAUUUUAUGAGAAGUCAUUAACGGAGCACCGUACUGCCUCAACAUUAACCAAGUUGAGAAAUGCACAAAGGACGCUGAAGAAGAGAAAGACAGAGGCAUAUAUGGAUAAGGAUAAGGCUGAAGAAGCUCGUGUCAAGGGUAAUGCUGAGUUUAAGAAGGGAGACUGGCCAUCAGCAGUUAAGGAGUACACUGAAAUGAUCAAGAGGGAUCCUAGCGAUCCAAGGGGUUAUUCUAACAGGGCAGCUGCUCUUUCCAAGUUAAUGUCUUUUCCAGAUGCUAUACAAGACUGUGAAGAUGCAAUUCAGAGAAGGCCAGACUUUAUCAGAGCUUAUAUCAGAAAGGCAAAUGCAGAGAUGGCAAUGAAGAAAUACAAGGAUGCCGACGACACACUUGAGAAGGCAAAGGAAAUAAUGAAGAAGAACAAUGAACUGAACUCCCCACAGAUGAAUGAAAUCUAUCAACUCUCGCAGAAGGCCCUUACCCAAAGAUUUGCUCCAAUGGAUGGCGAGACUUAUGAAGAGACCAUGAAAAGAGUCCAGAAGGAUCCGGAAGUUAUUGAGAUCAUGUCUGAUCCAGUAAUGCAGACAAUCUUACAACAGGCACAGAGUAACCCCGCUGCUUUGCAAGAGCACAUGAAAAACCCAGAGGUGUAUAGAAAGAUUACUAUUUUGAUGGCAGCUGGAAUUAUAAGAACGAGGUAA
Brettanomyces bruxellensis is the source of this 1719-nucleotide messenger RNA. RefSeq lists its product as uncharacterized. Bases 1 to 1719 code for a protein of 572 amino acids. Gene Ontology annotation, molecular function: Hsp90 protein binding. The transcript has a single exon. The record is from RefSeq and is a predicted model, not a curated record. Lineage: Eukaryota; Fungi; Ascomycota; Pichiomycetes; Pichiales; Pichiaceae.